This is a messenger RNA of Oncorhynchus gorbuscha (pink salmon), 2953 nucleotides long. RefSeq names its product formimidoyltransferase-cyclodeaminase-like. Gene Ontology annotation, molecular function: folic acid binding; transferase activity. The record is from RefSeq and is a predicted model, not a curated record. Lineage: Eukaryota; Metazoa; Chordata; Actinopteri; Salmoniformes; Salmonidae. The transcript is spliced from 11 exons. The coding region runs from base 297 to 1487 and encodes 396 amino acids.
CCCUAGAUAAGAGGACAAUAGAGCAAGUUAAUGAUUCAACCAACGUUACAGAUGGACAGACUGCUUAAAUGUCCCGUUUGGGGAUGAAGAGACAGACUGGAUGGGUUGGUAUGUGCUCGUGGAGCAGAGAGAAAGGGGGAAUAAACGUAUGCCUUAAAUUGGUCUGAUUCCUUGUCUCGGAUGACCCGACUCUGUGAUUAUUACGCAUACAUGGCUAAGCUGGUGGAGUGUGUGCCCAACUUCUCAGAGGGCCGGAACAAAAAGUAUGUACGUUUGUUGUAGGGGAGCAUCCACGGAUGGGCGCCAUGGACGUGUGUCCCUUCAUCCCUGUCCAGAAUGUCACAAUGGACGACUGUGUCAACUGUGCCAACAUUUUUGCCCAGCACUUAACAGAUGUGAUGCAUGUACCUGUGUAUCUUUAUGGAGAAGCAGCGAGGAAAGAGAACAGGAGAUCUCUUCCCUCUGUCCGGGCAGGAGAGUAUGAGGCCUUGUCAGAGAAACCGGGUCUGAUGAAGAAGGUGCAGGGAAUGGGCUGGUACCUGGAAGAGGCGAACAUAGCCCAGGUGUCCACCAACAUCCUGGACUUUGAGCUGACGCCCGUCCACACUGUUUACGAAGAGAUCUGCAGUGCGGCCAAGGACCUGAACCUGCCAGUGGUGGGCUCUGAGAUUGUAGGCCUCAUAAUUCUGAGAGCCGUGCUGGACUGUGCUGACUUCUACAUCCAGAGAGACAGGCUCUUCAUUGUGGAGGAGGAGCACAAAGUCUGCCUGGUCAUCAGUAAACUUGGGCUUGAUUCACUUGGGCCUUUCGUCCCCAAAGAGAGAAUCAUAGAGUACAUGGUGGAGAGGACUGAGGAGGACAAGCGUUUGGUGUCUCUGUCUCUGCAGCAGUUUGUCCGCAGCGUGGGAGCCAGAACCGCUGCUCCGGGAGGAGGGUCAGUCUCUGCUGCCAUCGCUGCAAUGGGGGCUGCUCUGGGAGCCAUGGUGGGUCAGAUGACCUAUGGGAAGAGGCAGUUUGAUAGCCUGGACAGCAUCAUGAGGAGACUCAUCCCUCCCUUUCAUCAGGCCAUGAAUGAACUGCUGGUCAUGGUGGACGCAGACUCCAAGGCGUUCAGUCGCUAUAUGGCUGCAUUGAAGAUGCCAAGGAACACAUCAGAUGAAGUCAAAAGGAGGGAAGCUGCCAUGCAGGAGGGUCUGAAGCAGGCCGUGGCGGUCCCACUGUCUCUGGCUGAAAGAGUCAACCUGCUGUGGCCUUGUCUAAAGGAAAUGGUGAUCUACGGAAACGUAGCCUGCAAGUCUGACCUCCAGGUAGCAGCUAAAGCCCUGGAAACAGCAGUGUUUGGAGCCUACUACAACGUUGUGAUCAACCUCAAGCAUAUCACAGAUGAGUCCUUCAAAGUAACUACUCAACAGAGAGCAUCAGUUCUGCUUACUGAGGCCAGGGAGAGUGCUAAUGCAGUCCUGGAUACUGCAGAGAGAAAAAAUUAAAAGAAGUUACCACAUUACCAAAGCAUCCCCCGCUGCCUGCCUAGGCCUCAAACCAGGCUUUCACAACCAUCAAUCUAUUGCAAAUAAACUGGGUUCACAUUUCAACAUGCUUUAUCAACUACUCCUCAAUGGUGCUCCUUUGCUUUGUUAGGAAUUCACUAAAUACUUAUGUAAUGUACUGUAUAGCAGCAGCCUACACCAAGCCAGGAUGUCACAGUGUUCUUAUCCACAGCGACUUACAGGCGCAAUUAGAGUUAAGUGCCUUGCUCAAGGGCACAUCGGCAGAUUGUUCACCUACUUAGCUCGGGGAUUCAAACCAGCAACCUUUCGGUUACUGGCCCAACCUCUUCACCUCUAGGCUACCUGCCGCCCUGAAUCACACGAAAUAGAAUAGUACUACAAGUUUUUUUUCUUCUCUAUUCCACUUCGACAUGAAGCUAAAAUGAUAGAGUAGUAUUAUUUGCUUCUGAAUGACAAAGUGAUGCGUUUCGGGAUAUGAACUCUGUCCAUACCUCAGCUCCACCUGUGUAGUACAACAGGCAGGAUGACAUGACGGGAAUUAAAGGGUGUAGUUUAUCCAGUUCCUAUAAAUAAGAGAACAUCCUUCACACAAGACAAAGGACAGAAUCAAGAGCUGCUUACCAACCAGUUACAGGCGUGUACACGCUUCAUUUAAUCUGCGUUCUAUGUUAACUAAAAUACAUGCAUUAUUGAUUUCUGGCAUAUAUUCAGUAUUUGUAUAUCUCAAAUCAUUAUUCCUCAUUCUUUUGAUGACAUGUAAUGCAUUGGAAUACCUUUAGAUUUUGAACAAGGAACUUUUGGGCAGGUUAAUCUGUUUUAUAAGCCUUAUAUUAAUAUGUUCGAACAGUGAUUAUAAAACGGAAUCCUUUGUUGCAAUUUUCUUACCACAGUAACAUAUUUCAUCGCCGGGACUUGAAAAUGUUUGGCAGCAGCUCAGGUAAAAUAUCCCCAUUGUUCUGUCUGCUCUAUUUUGCUUAGCAGUUUUGAAUGAUAAUUCUCCUUUUGACUGAUUCUCUUUCCUAGGUGGUCGUCACCCCUCAGGGUAUGAAGUAGAUCAGCAGAGACAUCCCCAGGGGGACCAAGGGCCUGUCCUCCUGGGGAUAAAGACCACCACUCCGGGAGAGAUGAGACCAUGGUCCUCCAGAGGGUUGCUACCCCCCCAGACCACAGAGGCAGUGGUGACCAUGGAGGCAGACACAGUCCUGGUGGUAGAGACCACCAUGGUCAUGGUAGUGGUCAUGGUCAUGGAGAAGGCCGUGGGCUUGGAGACGGCCACGGGCAUCGCCACAAGAGGCACUGAAGAGUAAGAGUAAUACACUUCACUCUCAAAGUGAAAUUCAGCCAUGAUUUUCUGAAUUACCUUGACCCAAUAACAAUCUACAACAUUCAUGUAUUUGACAUUGUAAUGUGUAUAAACCCAUUGAAUAAACUUGCUUUCAAUUGUA